Botrytis byssoidea is the source of this 912-nucleotide messenger RNA. RefSeq lists its product as uncharacterized. Lineage: Eukaryota; Fungi; Ascomycota; Leotiomycetes; Helotiales; Sclerotiniaceae. The record is from RefSeq and is a predicted model, not a curated record. The transcript has 3 exons. The coding region runs from base 1 to 912 and encodes 303 amino acids. Gene Ontology annotation, cellular component: plasma membrane; fungal-type vacuole.
AUGUCUUAUUACGCAAAUUGUCUGAAAGUUUCAGACGAAUGCCCUGUCUCGGCGACACCAUUUGGAUACGCACCAUCACUUCCAGCUAACGCUACUUUGCUGGCCAUUUUCUGCAUCGUUACGAUCGCACAGUUGAUACAAGGCUUCAGGUAUCAGACUUGGGGAUUCACAGCUACGUUCAUACUGGGGAGUUUGUGCGAAGUAUUUGGGUAUGCUGGGAGAGUAAUGAUGGCAUCUAGUCCCUGGAGUCAUGUUGGAUUCACUCUCCAAAAUCUCUUCCUCACAGUUGGCCCCCUAUUCUUCCUCAACGGAGUAUUCCUCUGCUACACAAACAUAAUCGAAACCUACAGCAUCACCCUCUCCCGCAUCAAUCCCGCCACCUACCCUCUCAUCUCGACCUCCGUCACACUUCUCCCUUUUAUUCUCCUCACCUCCGGGUCUCUCCUUCAAAGCACUUCUGCAGUCGGCUUUACUCCACCCUUCUAUCUCUCUACCGGCUCCCACAUCGUCAUCGCAGGCUUGAGCUUUCAAUUACUUUCGAUGAUUUGUUUUGGUGUUUUGCAUGCAGAUUAUAAGAUCCAAGUUCGUGCCUAUCACGAACAAUUAAAUGCGUAUGCAGAAAACACGCGCGCCUCGAGACGGUUUAUGUAUUUCUAUAUUGCACUUCCAACAACAUUUUUGGCAGUCGGCAUCAGUGCUAUUUACAGAAUGGCUGUUUUGGGGCAAGGAUGGGGAAUGAGCUUUAUGAAGAAUGAGAUUGGAUUCAUUUGUUUGGAGGGAAUAACUGUGGCGAUUGCGGGUUAUGCAUUGUCAAUUGUUCAUCCGGGUUAUGUGUUCAGACCAACGGAGUACAUUAAUCACAAGAGUGCAGAGAUGAUUAGUGAUGAUAAAUUGGAAGAGGCUUGGAAUUGA